GAAUUUGUGGCAACCUUCAAGGGCAAUGAAUUCUUCUGCUACGACCUGUCACAUAACCCGAUCCAGAGCAGCACUGAUGAGAUCACACUGGCCUUCCGCACCCUGCAGCGCAACGGGCUGAUGCUGCACACGGGCAAGUCGGCUGACUACGUCAACCUGUCCCUCAAGUCCGGGGCUGUCUGGCUGGUCAUCAACCUAGGCUCGGGUGCCUUCGAGGCCCUUGUGGAACCCGUCAAUGGCAAGUUCAACGACAACGCCUGGCACGACGUCCGGGUUACCCGAAACCUGCGCCAGGUGACCAUCUCGGUGGACGGGAUCCUGACCACCACAGGCUACACACAGGAGGAUUACACCAUGCUGGGCUCUGAUGACUUCUUCUACAUUGGGGGCAGCCCCAACACAGCCGACCUGCCUGGCUCACCUGUCAGCAACAACUUCAUGGGCUGCCUCAAGGAUGUGGUCUACAAGAACAAUGACUUCAAGCUGGAGCUAUCCCGCCUGGCUAAGGAAGGCGACCCGAAGAUGAAGCUGCAGGGGGAUUUGUCUUUUCGCUGUGAGGAUGUGGCUGCACUGGACCCUGUGACUUUUGAGAGUCCUGAGGCCUUUGUCGCAUUGCCUCGCUGGAGUGCCAAGCGCACUGGCUCUAUCUCCCUGGACUUCCGAACCACUGAGCCCAAUGGAUUGCUGCUCUUCAGCCAGGGCCGGCGGGCCGGGGCAGGCAGCCACAGCUCUUCCCAGAGGGCUGACUACUUUGCCAUGGAGCUGUUGGACGGUUACCUCUAUCUUCUGCUGGACAUGGGCUCUGGGGGCAUCAAGCUGCGGGCGUCCAGCCGCAAGGUCAAUGACGGCGAAUGGUGCCACGUGGACUUCCAGAGGGAUGGGCGCAAAGGCUCCAUCUCUGUGAACAGCCGCAGCACGCCAUUCUUGGCCACUGGAGAGAGUGAAGUCCUGGACCUGGAGAGUGAGCUGUACCUGGGUGGCCUUCCUGAGGGGGGCCGGGUGGACCUGCCACUGCCCCCUGAGGUGUGGACGGCUGCUCUCCGGGCUGGCUACGUGGGCUGUGUUCGAGACCUCUUCAUAGAUGGACGGAGUCGAGAUCUCCGGGGCCUGGCGGAGGCACAGGGGGCUGUGGGUGUUGCUCCCUUCUGCUCUCGGGAGACAUUGAAGCAGUGUGCUUCAGCACCCUGUCGAAACGGGGGCAUCUGUCGAGAGGGCUGGAACCGGUUCGUCUGUGACUGCAUCGGGACCGGCUUUCUGGGUCGGGUCUGUGAGAGAGAGGCCACUGUCCUAAGCUAUGAUGGCUCCAUGUACAUGAAGAUCAUGCUGCCCAAUGCCAUGCACACAGAGGCAGAGGACGUGUCCCUGCGUUUCAUGUCUCAGAGGGCCUAUGGACUCAUGAUGGCCACCACCUCCAGGGAGUCAGCCGACACUCUACGCCUCGAGCUGGACGGGGGGCAGAUGAAGCUCACCGUCAACCUUGACUGCCUGCGCGUCGGCUGCGCACCUAGUAAAGGCCCUGAGACACUGUUUGCGGGGCACAAGCUCAACGACAAUGAGUGGCACACAGUGAGGGUGGUACGUCGUGGCAAGAGCCUGCAGCUGUCUGUGGACAACGUGACUGUGGAGGGACAGAUGGCAGGAGCCCACACUCGUCUGGAGUUCCACAACAUUGAGACUGGCAUCAUGACAGAGCGGCGGUUCAUCUCUGUGGUACCCUCCAACUUCAUCGGGCACCUGAGUGGGCUGGUGUUCAACGGUCAGCCCUACAUGGACCAGUGCAAAGACGGGGACAUCACCUAUUGCGAGCUUAAUGCUCGUUUUGGUCUGCGUGCCAUUGUGGCUGAUCCUGUCACCUUCAAGAGUCGCAGCAGCUACCUGGCGUUGGCUACCCUCCAAGCCUAUGCUUCCAUGCACCUCUUCUUCCAGUUCAAGACCACAGCCCCUGAUGGGCUUCUGCUGUUCAACUCAGGCAACGGCAAUGACUUCAUUGUCAUCGAGCUGGUCAAGGGGUACAUCCACUACGUGUUUGACCUGGGGAAUGGCCCAUCCUUGAUGAAGGGAAACUCAGACAAACCGGUCAAUGACAACCAAUGGCACAACGUGGUGGUGUCCAGGGACCCCGGCAAUGUGCACACAUUGAAGAUCGACUCCCGCACUGUCACCCAGCAUUCCAAUGGUGCCCGAAAUCUGGAUCUCAAAGGGGAGUUGUACAUCGGUGGCCUGAGCAAGAAUAUGUUCAGCAACCUGCCCAAGUUGGUGGCCUCUCGGGAUGGCUUUCAGGGCUGCCUGGCCUCUGUGGACCUCAAUGGGCGCCUCCCAGACCUCAUUGCUGAUGCCCUGCACCGCAUAGGGCAGGUGGAGAGGGGCUGUGAUGGCCCCAGCACCACCUGCACCGAAGAGUCUUGUGCCAACCAGGGCGUCUGCUUGCAGCAGUGGGAUGGCUUUACCUGUGACUGUACCAUGACUUCCUAUGGAGGCCCUGUCUGUAAUGACCCUGGGACCACAUACAUCUUUGGGAAGGGGGGAGCGCUCAUCACCUACACAUGGCCCCCCAAUGACCGGCCCAGCACGAGGAUGGACCGCCUGGCUGUAGGCUUCAGCACCCACCAGCGGAGCGCUGUACUAGUGCGAGUGGACAGUGCCUCGGGCCUUGGGGACUACCUGCAGCUGCACAUUGACCAGGGCACUGUUGGGGUGAUUUUUAAUGUGGGCACAGACGACAUUACCAUUGAUGAGCCCAACGCCAUUGUGAGUGACGGCAAAUAUCACGUGGUGCGAUUUACUCGAAGUGGUGGCAACGCCACUCUACAGGUGGACAGCUGGCCAGUCAACGAACGGUACCCAGCAGGACGCCAGCUGACCAUCUUCAACAGCCAGGCUGCCAUCAAGAUUGGGGGCCGGGAUCAGGGCCGCCCCUUCCAGGGCCAGGUGUCCGGCCUCUACUACAAUGGGCUCAAGGUACUGGCGCUGGCCGCCGAGAGCGACCCCAACGUUCGGACCGAAGGCCACCUACGCCUAGUAGGGGAGGGGCCAUCCGUGCUGCUCAGUGCGGAGACCACUGCCACCACCCUGCUGGCUGACAUGGCCACCACCAUCAUGGAGACCACCACCACCAUGGCCACCACCACCACUCGCCGGGGCCGCUCCCCCACAAUGAGGGACAGCACCACCCAGGUGAGACCCCUUCUGGAUGACCUCCUGGUGGCCUCGGCUGAAUGUCCAAGCGAUGAUGAGGACCUGGAGGAGUGUGAGCCUAGUACUGGUGAGUGCCUUUCCCCCCUCCCCUGCCCCGGGCCCCUGCGACGAAGUUGGGGAGGGGGAGGUAGCCCCUACAACAAAAGCACAUCCACAAACGGAAAGAGGUUGGGUGUAGUGGCGAGUGCCACGCUCUGCAUCCUCAUCCUUCUCUACGCCAUGUACAAGUACCGCAACCGCGACGAGGGCUCCUACCAGGUGGACCAGAGCCGGAAUUACAUCAGUAACUCGGCCCAAAGCAAUGGGGCGGUGGUGAAGGAGAAGGCCCCCGCUGCCCCCAAGACGCCCAGCAAGGCCAAGAAGAACAAAGACAAGGAGUAUUACGUCUGAGCACCCAGUCCAGGCACCGCGCCCCACUGCCAGCUGCUCCUCCCGGGAGGGCCCGGGAGGAGGGUGCGGCCCUCUCCCUGCAGGGGGACCUGGGAACUUUCUCCCCGGCUGCCUCAGGCAUCUCCCACGAAGAGGAAACGCAAAAAAGAAAAAGAAAAAAAAAAAGAAAAGGAA
Cricetulus griseus (Chinese hamster) is the source of this 3759-nucleotide messenger RNA. The record is from RefSeq and is a predicted model, not a curated record. NCBI's taxonomy places the organism in Eukaryota, Metazoa, Chordata, Mammalia, Rodentia, Cricetidae.